This is a messenger RNA of Ceraceosorus bombacis, 1689 nucleotides long. NCBI's taxonomy places the organism in Eukaryota, Fungi, Basidiomycota, Exobasidiomycetes, Ceraceosorales, Ceraceosoraceae. The record is from the annotation of a GenBank genome assembly.
AUGCGCCCAAGUACCAUCGCAGCUCUGGCGCUAUUGUCCGCUUCGAGCUUGCUUCAGGGCGUGAUGAGCGCGCAACAGACCGGGCAGCUCGCCACCGAGUACGCGCUUUACACUUCCAGCUACUCAGGGGAUGUGUGAGUGCAGGAAGAUUGCUAACUUUCCUCCUAAGGAACAAGCCUUGGCCAGUGAGCGGCUGCAAUUACAAUUUGGCUGAGACUGACAGCCAGCCCUGUCCCUGAUCGGUGGCCUUCAAAACAGCAAGAGUUUUACCUUCCGCCCGCCUGCCGGUCUCGCACAGAUUGGCAAGGUAGGAAAUGAGACAACAGGUGGCAAGCCCUCGUGGCUGACGUUCGGAGGCAAGCUGGAGCAGUCCCAUAUCAUCUACGCCACGAAUGAGGCGACGCCUGGCGAAGCGAUAGUGCUCAAAAGUGAAGCUGACGGACAGCUAACAGCUUCGGGUGGCAUCAGCCGCACCUCCACGGGCGGCAAUGGCCCUGUAGCCAGUGAUUUGGUCAAAGCACAGCUGUUCGUUGGUGAGCCGAUGCGGGAAUAUGGUUUUGAUAUUUUACGCGAAUCGGGGUUUGGCCCGAUGAGUUAGGCGAGCUGAAACUUGCUAGCGUCUUCUGCGUUGCGCGUUGCGCGUCCAUUACGACCCGCUGCGCCUUGCCGACGACACUUAGCCAACUACGACGGCGGGUCAGCAGCCGUCCUGCCGCUAUCUCCGGAUGGAGCUGCGUUUCCUCCAGCCAAGGUCUUCAACUUUACACGCUCAGGGACUGGUCCAGUCACCAAGCGUCAAAAUGCACCGUAUGCGCAUGAUGCCGUCGCUGACCCUGACGGCAAAUUCGUGUACGUCCCCGACUUGGGCAGCGAUGUGAUUAGGACCAUCAAAGUCGGCGAGAGAGCGGACCUGGCCGAGUUGUUGGCUGAGACUCCUGUCGAGCCUGGCAGCGGCCCUCGACACCUCAAAUUCGUUCGAGAUGCCAAGUACGACACACAUGGUCACGGCGCUAGCGCGAAUGGACAAUUGCGACGCCAUUCCCAUGACGUCAAGCACGUUGCAUAUCUGACCAGCGAAUUCGCCAACACAGUGACCGCAUUCACACAAGACCCGCAGACUGGCAAGUUGUCGCAGAUCGGUGCACCCAUCCUCAGCGUCCCUCCUGGCACGCAACUGGGUGGCGACGCUGAGAACGGACCAGCUCGAACGUUGGCAGAGGUCCAAACCUCGGUCGAUGGCGCGCUGGUCUAUGUCAGUAACCGCGGCGACUCUACUCAGGAUCAUAUCAGCGUGCUGAGACGCUUGCCGAACGACCGCCUCGAGUGGCUAGCUUGGUAUCCAUCUGGAGGUCGCAACACCCGCCACGUGAGUCACUUAGCUUCCUCGUCUCGUACCAUACACGCUCGCAAUCGAUUCAUAUGGUACGUCCCACACUGCUAUUGACUUCAUGACCUAUCGUUUCUUCGCAGUUCUCGAUCUCUCCAGAUGGUCGCUAUCUAGCCACAGCAAACCAGGCCAGUGGCACGCUUGGUGAGUUUCGUUUUGCAAGCAUAACAAAGCGCAUCGCUCAAGGCUACUCGACUCUUGCGCCAACAGCCAUCCUCAAGAUCGACGGAGAGCAGUUGUCAGUUGUCGCAAAGCUCGAAGAUCAACAACAAAUCAAUUUUGCUGGCUUUGCUCCUUGGUAA